GGUCUUGAUUUCGCUCUCUCGCCUUUGCUCUGUUCUUGGGGUCGUUUCUUGGACUUGCUGUAUCGGACGCUUCUCGCCGUGAUCCUCACAGCUAUAUAGGACAGACUCUUCCCGCACCUAGCCUCCUAGCAGCCAACACGCCCUCGCCCCCACACCACCACCCACCAGCACAAGAAAAAUGGCAACCUCGACCUCGGAGGGGAUCCCGCCGUCGGUGUUCACGCUCCCGCACACGGCGCAGCUCGAGGCGCUGUACACGAUCAUCCGCGACAAGGACACGAGCCGCGGCGACUUUCUGUUCUACUCGGACAGGAUCAUCCGGCUGCUCGUCGAGGAGGGCCUGAACCACCUGCCGGUGCUGCCGAAGACGGUGCAGACGCCGACGGGCGCGACGUAUGAGGGCGUCGGGUUCGAGGGCAAGAUCUGCGGGGUGUCGAUUCUAAGGGCGGGCGAGGCUAUGGAGGCGGGUCUUAGGGAGGUGUGUAGGAGUGUGCGGAUAGGGAAGAUCCUCAUCCAGAGGGACGAGGAGACGGCACAGGCGAAGCUGUUCUACUCAAAGCUCCCGCCGGACAUUGAGAAGCGCUACGUGCUGCUGCUGGACCCCAUGCUCGCGACGGGCGGUUCAGCGAUUAAGGCGGUGGAGGUGUUAAAGGAGCACGGCGUGCCGGAGGAGCGCAUUAUAUUCGUGAACCUGAUCGCGUCGCCCGAGGGGCUGAAGAACUUCUGCACCAAGUACCCGACCACGAAGGUGAUUACCGGGUGGAUCGACGAGGGGCUGAACGAGAAGGCGUAUAUCAUCCCUGGGCUGGGAGACUUUGGGGAGCGGCGGUAUUGCUCAUGAGAGAUAGGCGGGGGGCGCACAGGGCACUGGAGGUGAGAAGGCGCGGGCGAGACGUGCGAGCGGGCAGGGGGAGUGGGUGGUCGGGAGAACGGUUCGAGUGGGAAGCUGGGACGGCGUGUAGGAUAACUCUGGCGUGUAGCGGGUACACGGACGGCUCUGUACGUAGCCCGCACUCGUCGGCCGAAACAUACGAAGCGCGAGGAGAAGUGUUUGGGACAAUAUUGCGGAGACUGCGCCCGAGUGGUGGGGAGGAGAGGAGGAGAGAUCCGAGGAGUGUCAUAUGAAAGUAUCAGACGCGAAAUUGAGCGCGACCUUCUUCC
Molecule: messenger RNA, 1161 nt
Organism: Trametes versicolor FP-101664 SS1
Lineage: Eukaryota; Fungi; Basidiomycota; Agaricomycetes; Polyporales; Polyporaceae
Product: PRTase-like protein
Exons: 8
Coding region: 179-841 (220 amino acids)
Source: RefSeq, a predicted model, not a curated record